AUGCAGCGUAUAGAACCACGACAGAUUGAUCCCACGCCAACUGCGAACUAUGGACAGGAAGGUCAGGAGAGUUCUCAGAACCGACCGGGCUCAGGCAAUUUGCCGACCGGCUUUGCGAGCACGGGUCGCGAUGCACACACACAAAGCUUCGAGGAGAUUUAUGGAGUACCAGAGAACUUCCUCGAGAUUGAGGUCGUUGACCCGCAGACCCACCAACCUACUGCCAGUCCCAGCUCGCGAUACACGACCUACCUGAUCCGCCUUUCCACCAACAUUCCUGCCUUCAAAUUGCGUCGGAGUGAAGUGCGCCGGCGGUAUUCUGAUUUCGAAGUCUUCCGCGAUCUACUCGAGCGCGAGUCGGCACGUGUCAGCAUCCCACCGCUCCCUGGCAAGGUAUAUCUCAAUCGAUUCGAUGACGGCGUGAUCGAAGAGCGAAGACGAGGGCUGGAACGGUUUCUGAAGAUUGUGGUCGGACACCCGCUUCUGCAGACAGGCAGCCGUGUGUUGGGAGGGUUUGUGCAGGAUCCAAACUGGGACCGAAACGCUUGGUGA
This is a messenger RNA of Dissoconium aciculare CBS 342.82, 552 nucleotides long. Its product is annotated as Phox-like protein. Gene Ontology annotation, molecular function: phosphatidylinositol-3-phosphate binding. The transcript has 2 exons. The coding region runs from base 1 to 552 and encodes 183 amino acids. Gene Ontology annotation, biological process: late endosome to Golgi transport; endocytic recycling. Lineage: Eukaryota; Fungi; Ascomycota; Dothideomycetes; Mycosphaerellales; Dissoconiaceae. The record is from RefSeq and is a predicted model, not a curated record. Gene Ontology annotation, cellular component: retromer complex; early endosome membrane.